GUAAAGUAAAUGUAGAAACUGGGUAGUGGGAGAGAGGUCAUCUUGAUAUUUGCAUCAAGUCCAGGAAGGGUCACUUCAUUGUUCCCCGCGGUCCCCGUGAUCGCACAGGUGGAAGAUCAUCCGCCGCCGGAAACCGGAGUGGACAAGGGUCCCCGAUGAAGUUGGGACCAAUCAGCUGGGGGAGAUAUGGAUCUCUUAUCAAGUCCAGUCGACAUAGCUGAUCUCCAAGUCUCUCAUGACCUAAUCGGGGACGGAGUGUGACUCGUUCUGCAUACCAUAUCUCAAGCAGUUCAACCCCCUACUACUCCUACCUCCUGACACCCUUUUCCCUUGCCUUUUCCUGCUUUCUCGCUUCCUACUUCUCCGGAUUUUCUCUUAUAUUUCCCUUUGUUCCGCAGGACGACUUUCAUCACACUGCAUAGGCGGGCAUAUCGUACAUACCCCCAGGGAUCGCUCCUUCGCCCGUUCACCCGUUCACCUGAUCAUCUCACGGUGUCGUGUCUCUAUACACCUCGAUAACACGUUCCCCCUUCCUAGCGGUACAGACCAUCCUUCCCAGCGUCUGUAGAACUCAGCGAACCCUAGAAUAUGCCUCCUCCUCUACUACAGCAUAUUACUCAAGCACUGCCACCCCAGUGUGAGCCGUCGUCGCCCUUCUUGGUGGCCAUUUCCUCAUAUCUACACACCUGCAUACCGACGCCGCUUGCUCUCAUAUCGUCGAUCUUGGGUACCCUCAGUAUUAUCUCGUGGCUGUUUGCACAACUCCCGCAAAUAUACAAGAAUAUUCAGCUGCAAUCUACGUCGGGUUUAUCCCUCUUUUUCCUUGUUGAGUGGUGCUUGGGAGAUACUAGCAACCUGUUCGGCGCUUUACUUACUCGACAAGCCACUUGGCAAGUCAUCAUUGCGAGCUACUACGUGCUGGUCGAUGCCACGCUUGUCUUUCAGUUUUUCUGGUACACACAUAUCAAAGGGCGCAGUGAAGGCUACCGCAGUCUCUCUCGCUCACAUCAUGAUGAUGGAACUAGCGGUGUGUUAGAGGGGUUGUCCUUUUCCGAAAACGACUCUAUCACCCAGGCCCCGUCAGAGUCUCCAAUCAGUUCUGACGCAAAAGAUAUGAAAGGUCUCAAGGAGCCUAUCUUCGGUUCUUUCAACGGCCAGUCGCCGUCGUAUUCAAACGAGAAAAUGAGCUCAUCCCGUCGACCAAUGGUCAGGAAAAGCAGCGGACCUAGUCUACCUAUUGCCUCUACGCGCACAAUGCUAUUAGCGUCGAUGCUCUGCGCCAUCGUUGCGAAUGCCACACCAACCGAGCCGCCCAACGAACCACGUUCCUCUCUUCUCAACCUCGAGUUACUCGGCCGGAUUUUCUCGUGGAUGUCAACAGUCCUAUAUCUUUUCUCACGCCCACCCCAACUAUACAAGAACUACCAGCGCAAGAGCACAUCGGGUCUAUCCCCACUGCUCUUCAUGGCCGCAUUCGGCGGAAACUUCUUCUACUCCACAUCCCUUUUAACAAACCCAAACGCCUGGUACGACUACCCCCCGUACGGAGGCGGCGGAUGGGCCGAUGCCGACGGCAACAACCGCGUCGAAUGGGUAGGCCGAGCCAUCCCCUUUUUCCUGGGGGCGUUCGGCGUCCUCUUCUUCGACGGUUUCAUGGGCGUGCAGUUCCUAAUGUACGGCACGCGAGACGACGAAUCAAUCAUGGAGAUCGAAGAUCCGAAGCACGGACGUAGUCGCUGGAUGCGAGUCCGCGGCUGGAUGAGAGGCUGGAUCCCCUCCGUAUCCCCCGAACAGGGUGUUCGCCAUCACCGGACCCCUACAGAGAGCCAGGCUCUUUUAGAAGAAGACUGCGAUAGAUACGGCACAGUUUGAUCGGUUAGAAAGACCUCGCGUCGUAUAGUCGUCUCGAACUCCUUCGUUAUCUUUCAUUUUACCCUUCUCGACGCU
Aspergillus alliaceus is the source of this 1947-nucleotide messenger RNA. Its product is annotated as PQ-loop repeat-containing protein. The coding region runs from base 589 to 1872 and encodes 427 amino acids. Lineage: Eukaryota; Fungi; Ascomycota; Eurotiomycetes; Eurotiales; Aspergillaceae. The record is from RefSeq and is a predicted model, not a curated record. The transcript has a single exon.